UCUGUCUCAAAUUAACCAACUUUGUUUCUUCCAAAAUUCAACCAAAAAUAAUAAAAAUAAAUCAAAAAAUAUUUUCGUUUCAUAUUUCAAAAUAAUUGUUCAAUUAUUUUGGAAAAUUUUAUAAUAUAAAAGAGAAAUUAGCCGGAGAAAUAUCCAAGUAAAUUCAGAACGAAUAAAAUAUUCGAAUGGCUGUUUUUUAUUUUGAUUAAUUUUUUGCAAACUUUUUCUUGUUCUUAUUUGCGAGAACGUUGCUGCUGUGUGUUUGUGUGCGUGUGUGUUCGUUGAAAGCAUACAAAAAAGCGAGCAGUAGUUGAACUGAAGUAGAAGAAGAACUAAAGAAGAAUAAAACAAAAACAAUUGUGUGCAGAAAAGACGGAUUUUUGAAGAAAGAAAAAAAACUAUCUAGGGGUCAAAAGUUGCUUUCUUCAACUGGAAGAGCAAAACGGAACUCCACGAACUGUAAACGUAACAGAUUAUCAGAAAUACAAACAAAAAGGUAUCCAUCAUGGCAGUGAAUAUGGCAGUAUCGCGUAUAAAGCGCGAAUUCAAGGAAGUUAUGCGCAGCGAAGAGAUUGUCCAGUGUUCGAUAAAAAUUGAAUUGAUCAACGACAGUUGGACCGAAUUGCGCGGUGAAAUAGCCGGUCCACCAGAUACACCCUAUGAGGGAGGCAAAUUUGUUUUGGAAAUUAAAGUUCCCGAAACAUAUCCCUUUAAUCCCCCUAAAGUUCGUUUUAUAACAAAAAUAUGGCAUCCCAAUAUAUCAUCAGUCACAGGUGCUAUAUGUUUGGAUAUUUUAAAAGAUAACUGGGCCGCUGCCAUGACAUUACGUACCGUGUUGUUGUCAUUACAAGCUCUAUUGGCUGCAGCAGAACCAGAUGAUCCCCAAGAUGCUGUUGUUGCUUAUCAAUACAAAGAUAAAUAUCAGCUAUUCGUAAUGACGGCUAGGCAUUGGACAAACGUUUAUGCUGGAGGCCCCCACAAAUAUCCCGACUGUGAUGCUAAAAUUCAACGCUUGAAGGAUAUGGGCAUCGACGAACAUGAUGCACGUGCCGUACUGUCGAAAGAGAACUGGGAUUUGGAAAAAGCGACUGAAAGUCUAUUUAGUUAGCUUCACUUUAACGAAUUUUCAAAACAACCACAAUUCUCCCUCACCCAUAAAUAGGCAAAAGAUUCACGCCACAUUGGGGAUUAUUUUAAGUUUGAAAAAUGGAAAAGAAAAAAAAUUAAGCGCUUAGAAAAAAGAGAUAAGAAAACAGCUAAACCAAUUAUCAUUAUGAUUAUCCACAAAGCGCUAUAACAAAAAAAAAAAUUAAAUCUAUUUCUAAUUUAUUAUUUCUAUUUCAAUAUCUUGUUUUCAACUAAAUUACCGUUUUAAUAAGUUAAAUUCUCCCAAACCACAAAUAUUUUGUAAUUCACAGUUUUUUUCUUUUAAUUGAUUUGUAUUCACCAACCAAAACCAUAAAUUCUCAUUUAAGUUAUUAUUUUAAUAUAUGUUUCUUGAGACAGUUGAACUGUUCUCAAUGCCUUAAUAUUAAAAAAAAAAUACUUUCCAAAAACACACCCACACAAACACUUCAUUGCCUUUUCACUUAGGAUAUUCUGAAUUCUUUUAUUUUGUCACAUUUUUACAAUUUCCCUCCCAUUCGCUGUCGCCUAAACCUAUCGAUGUUUUGUGCUCUGUUUUUUUGUUUGAUUAUUACAUUAACCGAUUUUUAUUAAGGAAAAUUAUUUAAAACAUAAAUGAAAAAAAUCACAAGUAAUAAAUUUAGAUUGUAAAAAAAUACAAAUACAAAAAUAAAAAAUGCAGUCCAAUAAA
This is a messenger RNA of Musca domestica (house fly), 1816 nucleotides long. It is a transcript of the gene Ubc4, whose product is annotated as ubiquitin-conjugating enzyme E2-22 kDa. Gene Ontology annotation, biological process: protein polyubiquitination; proteasome-mediated ubiquitin-dependent protein catabolic process. The coding region runs from base 506 to 1108 and encodes 200 amino acids. Lineage: Eukaryota; Metazoa; Arthropoda; Insecta; Diptera; Muscidae. Gene Ontology annotation, cellular component: nucleus. The transcript has 5 exons. Gene Ontology annotation, molecular function: protein binding; ubiquitin conjugating enzyme activity. The record is from RefSeq and is a predicted model, not a curated record.